This is a messenger RNA of Hymenoscyphus albidus, 438 nucleotides long. Lineage: Eukaryota; Fungi; Ascomycota; Leotiomycetes; Helotiales; Helotiaceae. The record is from the annotation of a GenBank genome assembly.
AUGUACCUCCUCAACCUCCCAACCGCCCUCAUCCUCCUCAGAUUUCUCCUCUCCGCCACGGCCUCACCAGUCCCUUCGAAAACAACCUCCAACGGUCCUCAACGCCGCGACUCCACAUGGGGCAGGGAAGGAAGAUUCCCCGAGACAGAUCCCAACAUCAACUGGUGCAAACCAGCAAAAGCAACACCCACCCCGGUGCCAUCCUUCGAAUACGAGCCGGACGUCAUAAUCCCCAUCCCCAAGACGGAAACUGGGACUCCAGCCAAUGAUACUAUCGCGUACCCCGACGAGCCGUACCAGAAGAGAGACUCGGAUCCCAUCGUGCCUGCAGAGGAGCCUUGUGUGCCGUUGCCAAAAGAAGAGCCGCAUGAUCCCAACUUUCACCGUUCGGUCGAUGAGCCGGAGCCCGAGGAGCAGAUUUCACGACCAUUUUAUUGA